CUUUGUCUCGUUUGCAAGUCCACUCAUUCUCCAUUGCUUUCCUUUUUGCUAUCCUUUCUUUCAUCAACCACACCAACUAUCAUCAACCUACCUAAGCGAAUAUUCGAGCGAGCGCGUCACCUUUUCUUCUCGCGCGACGUCACACAAAAUUCACGAUUCGUGAUCAUCCUUCCUCCACCCACCGACACAACCGCGACCCAGCAACACUCUAAAGAUGUUUGGAUCUGGGCCUAGCAGUGGCACGGGUGGAGGUUUUGGAGGCUUUGGGACGAAUAAUAAUAAUCAGACCGGGACUACUGGUGGAAGCGUGUUUGGCAGUGGAACGGGGUUUGGCCAACCGGCUGCUACAGGCUUCGGUGCGACUAAUAACGCAGCAGCGUCCCCUUUUGGUACUUCUAAACCAUUUGGCGGAACGACCCAACCCGGAACAGGCGGUCUUUUUGGGGGUGGUAAUUCUAGUAAUACAACAGCUGGCGGUACUGGAUUUGGGUUCGGCGCUACCAAUAAUACCUCUAAUGUAUUUGGUGGUGGGAAUACGGCGGCCGCUGGUGGAAGCGGGCUCUUCGGAAACUCGAAACCAGCCUUCGGCCCUACGACAACCACCGCAGGAGCUACGAGUGGCUUGUUCGGGACUGCCAACUCGGGCACCGGAGGUGUAUUUGGGGGGGGCGCAAAUACAGGGAUUGGGUUUAGCUCGGGGACUGCUCAAGGACCUUUAACUGGGACGGCAAAUCCCCCAUACACCGCGUUUACGGAGAAGGAAGCACAGGGUGGUGCAACAAAUCACUUCCAGACAAUCACCUUCAUGCCGGCUUAUAGGAAUUGGUCGUUAGAGGAACUGAGGCUUCAGGAUUAUGUUCAAGGCCGCCGGUACGGGACUGAUUCGGGCAAUAGCGGCGCAUUCGGUCAAGGAACCCAGUUUGGCGCCGCGUUUGGAGCUACCAGUGGUAACAACACCUCAGGCUUUGGACCGACAAAUAAUAGUGCGACUACUGGCGGAGGCCUUUUCGGCGGGGCAGCUAAUAAUAACACCGCUUCUACUCCAUUCGGGGCGGCAAACACCGGAGGUGGUUUUGGUACUGGUGCUACUCAGACAGGUAGCGGUGGCCUAUUUGGUGCUAGUAAGCCUGCUACUGGAGGUCUUUUCGGUGCCCCCAGCAAUACUACCACAACUGGUGGUAGCGGUUUGUUUGGAGCUGGUGCCAACAACACAACUACUGGGGCUUUCGGUGGAAGCAAUACUACUGGCACAUUUGGAGCAACAGGAGCUACUGGCGCUACUGGCGGCUUGUUUGGUGCUGCUAACAACAACAACCAACAAGCGCAGAAACCCUUUUCUUUUGGGAACACUGGUACCGGCUUUGGGGGUGGUGCUUCAAAUACUGCCUUCAAUGCGCAAGGGAACAAUGCUACCACUACCGGAGGUGGAUUAUUCGGAAACACUCAGAGCACUGCUCCUGCUUUCGGGACAACACAGACUGGUACCGGGUUUGGAGGAACGGGGGGUGCUUUCGGGACUGCCGGCCAAAACCAAGGUGGAGCUGCCUUUGGUGGUGCAUUUGGAAAUAAUCCACAGGCUCAACCAAAUAAACCUUUCGGCACUGCGUUCGGUGCUACCCAGGCUACCACUGCUACGGGCGGGGGUGGGCUGUUUGGAAAUAAUAACCAGCAGCAACAGCAACAGAAUACUGGUGGGCUGUUCGGCGCUGGCGACAAUAAACAAUUUGGUCCUCCUGCCAUUUCUACUGGAGCCCAGGGUGGCGGACUAUUCGGGAACAAUGCUACUGCUACUGGAGGCACGGCUGGGGGGCUGUUCGGGGGUGGCCAAGCUACCCAGGCUUCUCAAGGUGGGCUGUUUGGGGGCGGGACUGGUGCCAAUGCUGGAAGUGUGGGGUUAUUCGGCAAUAACGCCAACAAGCCGCCAGGCUCACAGGGCGGUGGGCUUUUCACAAACAAUGGACCUCCUUCAUCAACCAGUGGCGGCCUUUUUGGGGGCUCGGCUCUUGGCGGUUCCCAACUAAAUACUUCUACUGGUGGCGGGUUCUUCAAUAAUCAGCAACAACCACAACAACAGCAGCAGCAGAUAGCUGGCAAUGGUUUGUUUGGUAGUCAGUUCGGAAAUAGUCUUCAAGGCCAACAGCAGCAGCAGCAGGGCUUUACUGCAUCAGUCAUGGAUUCGCCCUAUAUUAGCCCUGUGCUCAAUUCAUCUUUGGGCAACGUACCGAACUCCCCUAUGGGUCCUAUUGCUACCCCACUAAGCUCUAGUGUCCAGACCAAGAAAGCUGCCAUGAUCCCCCAUUACAAAAUCGCGCCCAGGCAGCCAUCUCUUGCACCUCGCCUUGGAAAUAGCUUCUCUCGAAGCGGCUCACCUUUUGCCGCUUCGUCUGGUAGUCACGCUACUCUUGGUAAUAGUGGAAGUUUGGGGCGCUCGUUUUCAUCUACCAACAAGCUGCAUUUGUUCGAUGGGGAUGACUCGAUUCUCAAUUCCAGCUCUUUCACCCCCAACACCUCGAGUCGGGUUGCCAGUUUGAAGAGAUUGGUCAUAGACAAGAAGAUAAGGGAUCAAGACUUGUUUUCCGGUGGGCAAGAUCUUCGAAAGGAUAAUUCUGGUGGCUCGGACUUUGCGGCCAAGGGUGGAACCAAGAGUAUACUUAAGAAGACUGUCAGCUUUGAUAUCGCAGCUAGUCGCAGGGGCGAAGAGGAGCUGUAUGGUGCGGGAGCUACUUCAGCUAAGGGAAAGGAGACGAUUGGGCCCACCCCCACGGCCGAGGAGAUGGGUUUCUUGAGAAGUACUCCUGAGAGGCGGAGAUUACGGGAGGUUGAAGAAACAUCAAAUGGAUCCUCCACGAGUGAUGCGCCCGUUGUCGGCAACGAGGUUGCUAUUAUCUCCGAGAAGCCGAAGGAUGACAAGUCACCUGGAACGUACUGGAUGGUGCCUAAUGCGUCGAAAUUGAAGAUUCUGCCGAAAGAGCAACAGAAACGGGUUAUGAAUUUGACCAUCGGACGCCGCGGCUAUGGUCAAGUUAGAUUCGACAAUCCUGUUGACAUUUCUGAUAUCGAGGAUAUCGACAAGAUCCCCGGCCAUAUUGUUCUUUUUGCUCAACGGGUUUGCACCGUUUACCCUGAGACUAUGCCUAAACCACCACCAGGCAAGGGCCUCAAUGUGCCUGCUACGAUUACCCUCGAGGAUUGCUUCCCUGUUUCCAAGAACGAGCGCGGCAAGAUCAGAGAUCCCGAGCAUCCUCGUUAUGUCACUCACAUCCGUCGGUUAAAGAGCAUUAAGGACACCGAGUUCGUUAAUUACCUUGCGAGCGAGGGCAUGUGGAUCUUCCGCGUCCGUCAUUUCACUACAUAUGGACUCGUUGAGAGCGAUGACGAGGAGGAAGAUGGUGAUUACACCGUUGAUGAGCCGACGAUGCUUCCUACUGGCGAAACUCCCACCCCCGCUAAGACUCCUGGCAGUUCUUUAUGGGAUGGUGAUGAGGAGAGCAGUAUGGACGCUGAUGUUAGCGGUGUUGACAACACAUCCAGCUAUGAUGAUACUUUCGAUUUCAAGAAAUUUGGUUCUAGUGCUAUUGUGUCGGGAUCCAAGCGUGAUAAACACAGCACUUUCUUGGGCCGCAGUGAUAGGGAAACGAGUUACGAAGAGUCUGAAGAGGAAGGAGAUGUUACUAUGGAUCAGUCUUUUUUAGGUGAAGGCUCCGUGGGUAGCGCUGAGGAUGUGGAUGAACCUGCGGAGCCUGUGUCGGACCAAUCGGAGGAGGAGGUUGAUACCACUGUUGUGGAUGAAACGGACGGAGAUGUAACGGGAGCCUUGGUGCUUGCCAACUCUGACAUGUUGAGCCCGGUGAAGGAAUACGAGGAGGAAGAUACGAUUACUCAAGAUUCUCCCGCGAAGCCAUUGCCUAUGGGUCAGGACUGGACUGAACAAUUGAACAACACCAUCAGUCCUAAAAAGAGGAGGUUUGGUGGUGAGAGUUUCAUGGCUUCUACUUGUAAACUUGCCAAUAACCCGGCCAAGAAAUUCAACAUUGAGCCAAUGAGUUAUGGGUUAUUGGAUUUGGCAAAUGAUCUUUAUGGCGGUCGGGCGAGCACGAUAAAUGGAACUUCUACGAAAGGAAAAGGAAGAGCAACGUGGGAUCAGGUUGAGUCUCCUACAUCCUCUAGGUAUCAGCACGAAAACGCGUGGACAGCAACGAAGAACGGUGAAAGCGACGCUGGCACUGCCGGGUCGGAUGAGAAACGGUGGCGGAAUGCCAUAAAGCCAGUUUGGGGGAAGGAUGGAUCUAUCAUUUAUUUCGGAGACUUGGAAGGGUUAGAACGGAGGAGGAAUUACGGCAACGAUUUGAAGCUCGCAAAGCUCAAGUACUCUAUUCAGAAUUCCGAGAGUCAUGGCACUCCUAAGCCUUUGGAACUUCAACUCCGAGCGACCACUAUCAAGAGGGACGAAUUCAAUGUUCCAGUUGCUGAGCUUAGGAUGGAUACACUCUUUCACUCCUUCGCCCAGCUCAGCUGGAGCCCAGACGAUCCUGCGGGUCAGCAUGAGAAGAGCGUUUGGGAACUUGCCAGUGUGCUCUGGGACCCUAUCGCUGGAGAAUUGGCCUUGGAGGAGGAGUCGCAGGAGAUGAUUGAGUACAUGCAAGAGACUUGCCGCAAGGAGAGAUUAUCCAGGUUCUUGGAAGCUUUGGUUGAAGCCGCCGCUGACGAACAUGUCCAUGGUGCCACUACGCUGGAAGAAGUUGCCAUCGCCCAUUUGACAGCUCACAGGGUCGAACAAGCUUGUGCUUCUCUUCUUGAAGCUGGAGAUUUCAGACUUGCUAAUUUGAUUACUAUGGUUGGCGGGGAUGCCAAACUCAGAUCGUCUAUCGAGAAACAACUGGAGCAGUGGAAGAACAAGGGUGUGCUUGCGGAGAUUCCGAUUCCUAUUAGGGCUCUUUAUGAGUUGCUUGCCGGCAAUACUUGUUACUCGGAAGGUGUCCGCGGCCCUCCGGAGGAUGCCGCUCCUAACUUUUUUAUUCUAGAUCGGUUCAAUCUUGACUGGAAACGUGGGUUUGGACUCAGGUUAUGGUACGGAUGUGCCGAUGAAGAGCCGAUCGGGAAAGCAGUUGUCGACUACGAAACGGACAUGAGAGAGUACCCUGAGGCCGUUCCCGCUCCCAAACCCUGGUAUCACACAGAGGCGAGCCCUGCCCGCGACGGUGCAAUUGAUAUUCUUUGGGGCCUGCUGAAGCUCUAUGCCGAUCGCGAGCUCAACCUUGAGGAAGUCCUCGCGCCAAUGAACAUGACCACCAGCUAUAUCGACUACAGACUCAGCUGGCAGCUGCGUACCAUCCUUGCAAGGAAGGGCAUUAGAGACUUCAGCGGUGGAAAGCUACAUAGGAGGAUUGAUGGUCUAGACGAAUUCAUCGCCGGGGGCAUGGCCGACCAAACCACCAUCGACUUCGCGGGCGAGCUUGAGACUCUUGGAAUGUGGGAAUGGGCAAUCUUCGUCCUCCUCCACCUUACCGACACCGACAGCCGUGAAACAGCCGUCCGCAACGUCAUAGGCAAGCACAUAGAUGAGCUCAAGUCCGCGGAAGGCGCCGAUGUCGGGAGGAAGCUAGAAUUCCUUGAGAAGACACUUCUAAUCCCGAAAAAUUGGAUCUGCGAGGCCCGCGCCCUGCAAGCCCGCUCCGCCGGUGAGCACUCACUCGAGGCCGAGUAUCUCCUUGCCGCGCAAGCCUGGAACGAAGCGCACAAGACCGUCGUUAAGAAGGUUGCGCCGGAAGCUGUCAUCUCUGGUCAUUUGGAAGAUCUUAAGUCCAUCCUCGCCAAAUUCGAAGACGUCGACCUAGUCGAUAAGUGGAACUUGGGUGGCCAGAUUUACCUCGACUACAUUCACCUUCAAGAAUACGUCCUUUCUGGCAAGCCACACCUCAAGAACGCUCCCGAGCAAAAGGGCCUACCAAAAUCGAAUAGUCCAAAAGACCUUGCAAGACGCUUGCUCGCAGGCCUCAAGAACGCCGAUAGAAAGGGGUUUCUGCAGAACAUCGCAGUCAGGGAGAUGGCAGGCGUUGUCGGAAGCUGGGUGCUUAAGAGCGAGGAUAUGAUAUCCGAAGCUCCGAAGCUCCUAGAACUCCCCCUCACCGAAGACCAGUUCCUCCGCAAGACGGUAAAUCUGGGACUGGCAUAUUAUAAAGCAAGGUUGCAGGAGGCUAGGUAGUAGUCUUGAAUUGUUAUUUUCUUCCUUCGCCUUGGGCGAUUGCUUGCCUGCUUGAUUGAUGGGUUGUUUGUUUGUCUGGGAAAUGUGAAAAGUUUGAUUCCUUUUUGCGUUUUUAUUUUUAGAAAAAAACAAUCUCUUUUUAUUCCUUCAUUACUCUACUAAGCUUACUUAUUCCUCACC
This is a messenger RNA of Tuber melanosporum (Perigord truffle), 6382 nucleotides long. RefSeq lists its product as uncharacterized. Gene Ontology annotation, cellular component: nuclear pore cytoplasmic filaments; nuclear pore. Gene Ontology annotation, biological process: RNA export from nucleus; protein import into nucleus; post-transcriptional tethering of RNA polymerase II gene DNA at nuclear periphery. The transcript is spliced from 6 exons. Gene Ontology annotation, molecular function: structural constituent of nuclear pore. Bases 215 to 6202 code for a protein of 1995 amino acids. The record is from RefSeq and is a predicted model, not a curated record. NCBI's taxonomy places the organism in Eukaryota, Fungi, Ascomycota, Pezizomycetes, Pezizales, Tuberaceae.